Closterium sp. NIES-65 is the source of this 1278-nucleotide messenger RNA. NCBI's taxonomy places the organism in Eukaryota, Viridiplantae, Streptophyta, Zygnematophyceae, Desmidiales, Closteriaceae. The record is from the annotation of a GenBank genome assembly.
AUGAGCGACGCGGCGAUGGGCGUGGAGGAGGAGAACGGCGUGCUCACUCUCAUCGUGCCCCGACCGCACAUCACUGGGGUGGAGGCGGCGCAGCGGACGAUGGUGGAGGCGUGGGGGAUCGUGCGCGAGGCGUUCGUGGAUCCCACCCUCAACCACCAGGACUGGGACCGCCGCCUCGCCGCCGCCAUUCGCGGCAGCGUCUCGGCGGGCAGCGCGGACGACGCGUACGCGCUCGUGCACGACAUGCUGGCGACGCUGGGCGACCCGUUCACUCGCCUGGUGUCGCCGAGCGACUACGACAGCUUCCGCGUGAGCAGCGACGGCGGUCUCGAGGGAGUGGGGCUGUUGCUCGCCUCCGACACCACUGACGGCCGCCUGCUGGUGCUCUCGCCCAUCGAGGGCGGCCCCGCGGAUCGAGCUGGCAUCCACACGGGCGACGAGGUCGUUGCGGUUGACCAUUCCCCGUUGAGCGGCAUGAGCGGGCAGGAGGCGGCGAACCUGCUGCGAGGCAAGGCGGGCACAGCAGUCACACUCACCGUGCGCCCCGCUAGAGCUGACGUGGACGGCUCUGAUUUGCCGGAGGGAACAACGGACAUCCUGUUGAGGCGCGAGCCAAUAGCGCUGUCACCAGUGUACGCGACGGCGCUGCCCCACCACACGGAGCAGGGCGCUCCCACCUCCACCGGCUACAUUCGCCUCGCCUCCUUCUCCCAGAACGCGGCGGAGGACAUGGCGAGGGCGAUAGAGCGGCUGGAGGGCGAGGGCGUGGCCAACUACAUCCUGGACCUGCGCAACAACCCCGGCGGCCUCGUGCACGCCGGGCUCGACGUCGCGCGCAUGUGGCUCGGCUCAGGUGCCACGCUCGUCAACACCGUCGACCGCACCGGCGCCGUGGAGGCCAUUGCGCUGCGCAACUCCCGUGCGCUCACGGACCGGCCGCUGGCUGUGCUGGUGAAUCACGGGAGUGCGAGCGCGAGUGAGAUUGUCGCGGGCGCGCUGCAUGACAACGGGCGGGCGACGCUGGUGGGGGAUACGACGUACGGCAAGGGGCGCAUUCAGACGGUGUUUGAGCUCACGGACGGGUCGGCGCUGUUUGUGACAGUGGCCAAGUACCUAUCGCCCGCCAUGCACGCCAUUGACCAGCAGGAGGCGGCGCUGCCGGGGGGAGGGGUGGGGGGAGGGCGGGCGGUGGUGGUGGAGGAGGAGGUGUAUGGCGCAGAGCUGCAGCGCGACAGCUGUGUGCUUACUGCUGAGAGGCAGCUCGACCGCCAUGCCUGA